Phymastichus coffea is the source of this 2733-nucleotide messenger RNA. Its product is annotated as DNA ligase 1. Lineage: Eukaryota; Metazoa; Arthropoda; Insecta; Hymenoptera; Eulophidae. The record is from RefSeq and is a predicted model, not a curated record. Gene Ontology annotation, cellular component: microtubule; cilium. Gene Ontology annotation, biological process: cilium assembly. The transcript has 12 exons. The coding region runs from base 188 to 2674 and encodes 828 amino acids. Gene Ontology annotation, molecular function: microtubule binding.
GAAAGUGCCGCGCAGCCUCCAUGGCGGCAACGACAGCAAGGACCUCGCUUGUCGAGCAGAAACGUAUGCAGUGGGCCAAGGAGAAAGGUAAAGCCGACUUUAUGUGUGGUGGAUACGGUAAAGCUACUUUGAUUUAUCGCUCAGUCGUUUCGCGCUAUUUCUAUGCUCGAAAAGCAAGAAAAUCUCAAUGUUUCACUUUGAAAAAAAAAAAACAAAAAAAAACAUACGCACGCACUGCUUAUUAAUCCAAGCGGGGAUGCCGAGUUUUCGGCAUACGACAUCACGCAAGGUACAUUUUCUGAGGAAUCAAUUAUCUGCGGCCGGCUUGCGGCAAGCAGCACAAUUAAAAUCGCUAACGUUGGCGAACUUAUUUCUGUUUGUCUCGACAGAAGAGAUGGCAAGGCUCGUGGGCAACCUCGUCCCUCUCAAAACCAGUAGCACCAUCCGCACGGCAAUCGGGAGGAGCUCCCUGGCCGAGAUGAACGGCAACAAGCAUUGCCACCCACGUUACGCGAGUACGUUGAGUUUGCGAAGCCUGGCGUCGGACAUCAGUGGGGCUUGCACCACCAGUCUGCGUAAUCUCGAUUACACGAGUGCCAGCUUGAUUAGCCUGCAGGAUCAGAUGGAAUUGGAGCAUAUGUCUCGGCGUCGAAGCCCCAGUUUACCGCCGAUUUAUGGCAAGGAUGAUUAUCGAUACCAGGAUUGCGAUUCCAACGGUCAGCAGCAUCAGUCGAGGUCGAACUACAGGUGUUCGCAUCGGCGAUCCGGCACAGUCAAGGAUAAGACGCAGCAGCAGCAGCAGCAGCAGCCGCAGAGGCAACGCGCGAAUGACGAGCGCGAGGGCGAAACUUCCGGCUAUGCCAGUGACAACGUUGAGCCGACGUCGCAGCAGCAAGUUCUCCUGUUACCUUGUCACGUGAAUUGCAACAACCCAGACUCGAUGAUGGGCGAAAGAACCUGGCAAAAUGCGUACUACAUAGACGGGAAUUCAUUGCCCUCGUCGAGAAAGCUGGCAAGCUUGCGAGCUGGAGAGUUCAACAGACAGAGAUGGGGUAGUGUUUGGGGACAGGAGACGUCGAGAGAUCCGCCACCUCCUUCUUGGCUUGAACGAGGAUUGUCGAGAUUGGAUCAUACUUCUCAGGUACUAGUGAUUAAUCACGACAGUACGAGCCCAGACAGUUCAACGACGGGUUCCCUUGGCUCCGACACAAAUAAAAAGUAUUUGAGAGGUCACAGUCGUCCCGUCGACGCUGAAAUUAUUCAGGAGCGUGAAAUCAAAAGACAAAAAGCCUUGGAGAUGCAAUCGGCGAUCAAACAGCAACUCGAGGAGCGAGAGAAAAAAAGAAGGGAGGAAAAAGAAAAGAAAUUACGCGACGAACGCGCCGAGGAGGAAAGAAUUCAGCGCGAGAUGGGCCUUGAAAAGCAAAGGCUAGAAGAGGAGCAGCGUCGCCAGCGCGAGAAAGAGGCCGCGAAGGCACGCAAAAGCAAGGCGAUGCAGGAGAUACUCGAAGCAGCAGAACGCAAAGCGAAAGAGGAGAAGACGUCGCGACGCAGGCAGCAUGACGACGGCACAAACGGCAACAAUGGCAACGAGGAGGCCGAGUCGUCGGAAGCGAAACGCGACAACUCGCUGAGAGCUGUUAUCGAUAAAGAUACCAAACAGGCUAUCAAUCAGCACGAGACCAUAGAUACAUGUGGAAGCCCGAGGGAAGCCCUGCGUCUACCGAUCAGCCAGGAAGUGGCGAUAGUGCUGAGCGGUCGAAUCGAGAACCCAGAAUUACUUGGCAAGUCACCGUUGAAGCUAGUCAACCUCGUUGUCAGCCCGUCGUCGGGAAGCGGUUUGGAAAGCGCCGAUUCGAGAAGAAGCGACAGUGCAAGUGUCGCUUUGAGUGCUUUAUUGAAUGGUUUCAAUGGAAGUCCUGUGAUUCUUUCUACGGGCUCGCGCAACUCACCGAGACUACUCACCCCGAGCAAGUAUAGGCUGCCAAGUGGUCGUGAAUGCGCUACGCAGACUGAUUGCGAGGGCGAGACUGAGUCUCAGGGCUUUGAUGAGAAAGUAUAUGAAACCAAGAUCAAGGAUUUGAAAGGUCGUAAAGAGAUAGUUAAUAAUAAUAAAAGGGAGGUAGAAAAAUCGACGACGAGCACGGGACCGGUCGAGGAGUCGUCGACGAAAUCCUCGAAGCGUGGCAACAGGCGCCAAGCACGGACCAGCAUCGAAUCGCGGCCCCGUUGGAAUGCAAAUCGUCCAGGCACUCGCUAUCGGACCCAGAGCGAGAAGGAUCCGCACUACCAGAGGAGGCUGCGGUUGAGGCGACAAGGCGUGGAGACUAGCGACGAAGGAUCCAGCGAUUUCCGGCACUCUCCAGAGCCAAGUCGUCGCAAUAAGCACGGCGUCGCCAAGGCAAAGCCGCGCAAUUCGGCAAGACGCAAAGCCAAUAAGCAACACGACAACUACGAUGCUGAUUUGUCAAUGGAUAGCCUUAACUCGCUGGUACCGGUACACACGGAUAAAAAUGGUCGUGUGAGCAUCGAGAGGCGUGACAAUGUCAAGGACGUCUGGUGUGGAAAUGACAUUUUGUCUCACCUCUCAUCGUUGAGGAAUGGUCUCAUAAUGAAGAAAAGAGAAUGGGAUCUUCAAGAAUGUCCCAUCUCGCCCAUCACCGAAAUUUAUUGACAGCGCGCAGGCCAACGUCACUGCCACCGGAGAAUCCGCUCUCCGGACUAAAGAGAACA